CCAUGUUUGUAUUGCCGGAAGUCGGUCAAAAUGCAUCAUCUCUUUUUUUUUCAUCAUAGUGUAAAUAUAGAUUUGUGAUCAUGGAAGAAAUUCGUUGUGAAAAGCAUGGUCAACCAUGCAUGCUGAAGACGGGAACCAAACCUGGUACUACCCAUGGAAUGAGUUUCUAUGUGUGUAGCAGAGAAGACUCGUGUGGCUAUGCUCAAAAGACAGAUCUAGCUCCACAGACUUGUCCCAACCACCCUGGUAACACAAUGGAACUGCAGUCUUUGGCAUAUGGCAAGAUCUCCGGUGAACAUAGAAAAUAUUUCCGUUGCCGGGGACGACCAGAAACACAGACAUGGUGUGGCUAUUUUUCUUCUAAGAACAAUCCUUCAAAAUUUUCAGAAAAACGUACAAGUCCUAAAGAAAGAGAUGACCACAGAAAACACCAUGACAACAGAGGAAGUCCAAACAAUGAGAAUUAUGGCAACUCAAACACAUCAGACCAAAUCGCCAACAGAAUGGAAAAACUUGUUCUGGAACCUGGUCAAAAAGACCAGGGAGACGUUCCGAGAGCUUCAAACAAAUUGAAGCUGAAAAAGAACACCACUGUUACUUCACCACCACCUGCAGAACUUAGUUUUGCAAAGUUAUCAGAACAAAGUAGACAGCAGAAAAACUCUUCAGUGAGUGAUGAUAGUGGCUAUAGUGCUGAGAAGAAAUCUGUCUUAAACAAUUUGAAAAUGGGUGGACGCAGGGAGUCUACAGCAGCUUGUAUAGAUCUUACAAGUGACGAUGAAAAUGACAGUGAUAUUCAUGUCGAUCGCGACAGCGGGAAUGAAGAUGUAGAUGAAAGAUUGGCCGAGGGUGAUUUGUUUACGCAGUCACCUGAGAAUACUGACAGAAUCGGUCAUAGUCCACGGACUUCGGAGUCAACGACAAACUCUUCAAGUGGUCCAGGUCCAGACCGAAGUCAGAAUCAAACAAAAGAUACAUCACGUGUUAAAAGUCCACAGGGCGCUAUUAGUAGCAAAACCGACGCAAGUGGAAAACAUUCUGUAGGACUUCCGACACAGACGAGACCAGAAGCGACAUCUGGGAAGCCAAUAGUCACAGUUCCUCAGUCUAUCGCUGACCGCCCAUCUCUGAUCUCAAGUAAUUCUAGUGUUCCUAUUCAGGCCAAAGACAAGGCUCCUCAGUCUAUCGUUAUGCACCCGUCUCAACCGUCUGGCAAUACUACAGCCUCAUUACAGACAAAACCAUCUAUGACCUCUGGGCAAUCAAAGGUCACUGUUCCUGAACCCAUCGUCGUACACACAUCUCAAAAUAUGAGCAACACAGGAUUUCAAACAGCAAGCCAGUUAAGCCUGAAGCAAGACGUUGAUGUCAGAGAUAGUUUGUUGAACCGUCUACAGAAACAGAAGCAAAUUAUAGCAACUGUGAAAAUGUCUACUCUACCAGACCGUGGUAAGAAACUGAUGGGAGAGGUCGAAAAACUUCAAAAUGCCAUCUCUGUUUACAACAAAAAAAUAGCGGACCAUAAAAGCAGAAAUCAGACAGUUACAGUAAAACGUCCAGAAAUCAAAGUGAUUCAGUUACCCGCCCAGCCAGGUGGUACACAUGGUGGUACAGGACAGCUCCAGCAACUUCCUCCAGGUGUCAAGGUGAUUCGACUUCCGGCACAGCCAGGAGGUGGCCACGCCGCUCACAAUCCUGAUGGACUUCGUCAGACCAGCAUUUUACCCCACACCGCCAACAUACCUCCCCACAUUCUCCAACAACUGUAUGCAGAGAACCCCCAGGCCAUGCAGCUGUAUGGAGGGAGGAUGACAGCCGCUCGGUUGAGGGAGGUCGGCAGCGUCACCAAGGAGGCUAUAGAGAAACUGCACAAACAGCUGGAGACCUGCCCUGGGGAGGAGAUGGAGCUGACAGAUCCCAAGGGGCUCACCGUUCCCCUGAUGACCCAUCAGCGAAGGGCACUCGCCUGGCUGUCGUGGAGGGAGAAACAACAACCCCAGGGAGGAAUACUUGCUGAUGACAUGGGUCUGGGUAAAACACUGACCAUGAUAUCCCUGAUAGCCAAACAGAAGGAAUCAAGAGAGGCCACAGAACAGGAGGAGGAGGACAGUGAUGGAUGGAAGAGCAAAGACAAGGAAAUGAACAAAUUUGGGAAAAAUCUGGUGAAGUCGAAAGCGAACUUGGUUGUGUGUCCGGCUUCCCUUAUCCACCAAUGGCACAAAGAGAUCGAGAGACGUUGUCGGUCAAACCUUCUGUCCGUCCUGCUGUAUCACGGGCCCAACAGGGAGAAAAGUAUUAAACGGCUCGCUGAACAUGACGUAGUCAUCACCACGUAUAACAUUGUGGCAAAAGAAGUUGGCUCCUCCUUGACUGCCAGUGCAGACGAACCGGUGAAGGAUGACGAAGAACCUGAAAAUCCUCAGUCUGGGACGUCGGACCCUGUCUUGCAGUGUAACCUGCUGAGAAUCGUAUGGGAGAGAAUUCUUCUGGACGAGGCACACAACAUCAAGAACCACAAGAGUCUCACUGCUAUGGCUGUGAGUCGUUUGAGAGCAUCAUACAGAUGGGCUAUCACUGGUACCCCAAUACAGAACCAACUUCUGGACAUGUACUCACUUUUGAGAUUCUUGAGGUGUUCCCCAUUUGAUGAGUACAAAGUUUGGAAACAACAAGUAGAUACGGGAAAGUCUUCGGGACAAAACAGGCUGAACAUUCUUGUGAAAUCGUUGUUGCUACGGAGGACAAAAACACAGACAGACAAGACAGGGAAACCCUUGGUUGCCAUGACCUCCAAGUCAAGUAAAGUGUGGGAAUUAGAACUAUCAGAAAGUGAAAGAUCUGUGUAUGACCGAGUCUUCUCCCAGUCUCGGUCAGUACUAAAAGAAUAUCUUAGAAGACAGGAUGAGAAGGAGGGUAUUACCAAUGAGAACAUCAACCCGUUCAAAGAUCGUGAAGACAAUGGUAGAAUGGGCGGGGUGGGAGGUGCCACACCCCAGAACAAGAAGGUUGGAGCUCAACAAAUCCUUGUGUUGCUGCUGCGACUGAGACAGUGCUGUAGCCACCUCAGUCUCAUGAGAGAUGCAUUUGACGAGGAGACUGCCGAGUCAGAAGGACUGGAAUUAGACAUUGCUGAACAGAUGAGAGACCUUAUGCUGGAAGAGCCAGGCAAACCCGAGGAACCCAAACUGACUAAAGCCUCGCCAAUCUUCGAACAGUCAUUUCUGAGCACAAAGAUGAAAUUCUUAUUAGAAAAACUGAAAGAAAUCGGAGAAGGCAAGGAAAAAAGGCAGAAAAGUGUUAUCGUGUCUCAGUGGACUAAGAUGUUGGAGAUUGUUGGCCUUCAGUUGGAUAAACUCAACAUCAACUACAGUAUAAUCAAGGGCAACGUUCCACCAAAGAAGCGUGCAGAAGCUGUGGAUGCGUUCAAUUUGAGCAGCGGGGGACCAGAAGUGAUGCUGGUAUCCCUUCGAGCCGGAGGAGUUGGGCUCAACUUGAUCGGAGGCAACCAUCUGUUCUUACUGGACCAACACUGGAACCCUUCCCUGGAGGAACAAGCUUGUGAUAGAAUCCAUCGUGUUGGACAAAAGAGAGAUGUCUUUAUACACAGGUUUUUGUGUCGUGACACGGUUGAAGAGAAGAUUGUCCAGUUACAGAAGCGGAAACAGGCCAUCGCAGAUAACGUAUUGUCAGGAUCCGGCGUAUCCAAGACCAAGCUGACGCUUGCAGAUCUGAGGAUGAUAUUUGGAGUAUAACUUGAAGUCUCUAUUUCUGCGUUGUGAUGGAAGCAGUCUAUGAAGAGAUUUUAUCAACAUCAUUGAAAUAUAACCUGAUAUAGUCUUCUCUCGAACAUAAACUGUUAACUCUACAAAUCAUGAACAGAUAUUUUCUUGAUAAACUGUUUUGUAUUAAACAUGCAAAAUUAUGUUGGCUUUCAUAUUUUAUUCUUGUACUGCCUAGGUAGUGCAUAAACAUCAUGACUAUUCUUUCAUUAUGAAGUUUAUAUACUGGUGGAUGUCAAAGAAUUAUACCAUAUUGGUUUUUAGAAAUGACCAUUAUCUGUGAAAUAUUGAUAUCAAAGUUUUACUUUCUACACAAACAAUGCACUGUACGUAUUAAACGUGUUGCAACGUUUCAAAACCGACUGGUCCUUUUGUCAAGCUACCUUGAUGAACCUUAUUGAAAACUGUGAAAUAUUGUUUUAGAAGUAGGCCUUAACUUAACACAUGUGCAAUACAGUAUAGGAUAUUAAUGGUUCUACACAAGAAUACUAAGCAACAUUCCUAAGAAAUGACCUCUAGACAACUCAUAUUUCCUCACUAUUAUCAUAUCAACAUACAUUCUAAUAGAAUCACACCUUAUAUGUAUAUAUAAGGGUUAGUUACAUGUUUUAUGUUAUAAUUUUUUAGCUUUUACAAUUUGGGUUUAACUCUCAACCCUCUCCUUACAUCGAUCAAUCCAGCAAAGAUUUUUCUAUUGUCCAGUUUCUAGCAUCUUUCCUUGUUAUAUGUAAUAUUCGAUAGACUGUUUUAAAACAAGGUGCCUAGGUAUGUAUGUCAAAGUUUAAAAUGAUGGGGAACAUCAGAACUAAGUGAUUCAGUGUUAAUUUAUGUGUUAAGGGGUGAGGGCAACGUCUUACAAUUAUAUAUUGAAAUGUCAGGGUAUUUUAAUGUAAACAGGGAUUCGAAGGGCUUCCUCCUGACGACUCCCUGUAUUUAGGGAUUUGUGGGUUUGAAUUCCUACCAGUUACAAAUAAACCCCAGUAACAUACAACGUCUUCACAAUACACUGAUAUAAGUUUGCGUAACUGAUGAUCGUCAUAAAAUGUUAAAAUAAAAUAAGUUAAUAUAUUAAAGACAUUUUGAAGUUUUACAAUCUAUAAAUUAUAUUAUUGUUAAGUCUCCUGGGGAAGCCAUCGUCCUGAAGUUGACUUCGUGAGGGAAUGGGUCGGUGAAAGGGUUAAACAUGUUUGAAUUGGUGUACCGUAAGUUCAAGUCAUAGAUUGCCUUUCAUGUUGGUAUGUAUACAGAAAAAAUCCUUCCUAUUUACAUUGUUUUGUUAUUUUCUGGGUGCACAUCCAUUGCAAGUACUCUCAGAGUCGUACACUUUUAUUUCCCAUCUAAAAAGGUAGACGGAAAAGAAAAUUGUGUCUAGUCUACAACUUUCAUCCCACUUAAACAAAGUAUAUACUAUGUAAAUGUCGGGGAUUUAAAAACAUUCAAGUUAGCAAAUAUUGGGGAAUCAGACCGAACAGCAAGCAUUUCGAAGAUAAUACCACAUACCCAACAAUCUCAAAACUUCUUUUUUUCAACAAAUCACAAGCAAUGCUAGACAAUACAAAAUUUUACUGAAAAUUGAAUAUGAACAAUUCAUAUAAAACCGUUUUGUUAUAUGACAACUGGUUGUUUAAUAAUGGAUAAUGUAUUGUAGUAUUGUAGCAUUAUAAAUACAUCUUCACUCACAGAUAAUUGUAUUGUGUCCAGGAUGGGCAAAUAUAUUGUUUCAUUUACUUUAUAUCAAACCAGUGCUUUAUGUAAAUGUAACAUUAUUUAUUUUAAGAAUAAAGAACUGAAUAC
Mizuhopecten yessoensis (Yesso scallop) is the source of this 5573-nucleotide messenger RNA. RefSeq names its product transcription termination factor 2-like. Lineage: Eukaryota; Metazoa; Mollusca; Bivalvia; Pectinida; Pectinidae. The record is from RefSeq and is a predicted model, not a curated record. The coding region runs from base 81 to 3752 and encodes 1223 amino acids. Gene Ontology annotation, molecular function: ATP-dependent chromatin remodeler activity; ATP binding; zinc ion binding. The transcript has 24 exons.